Oryctolagus cuniculus (rabbit) is the source of this 3241-nucleotide messenger RNA. Lineage: Eukaryota; Metazoa; Chordata; Mammalia; Lagomorpha; Leporidae. The record is from RefSeq and is a predicted model, not a curated record.
GGCGGGAGGAGGCCGCGGCGGGGGUCCCCGGCCGCGUGGGCAGAGCUGGGGCCGGGCUGCCUCCCCAGGGGCGCGCGCGGCUAUUAUUUUCUCCCCCUCCCCUCCCCCAGGAUGAACUUGCGUCCUUUCUCUUCUCCGCCAUGGAAUUUUGCUCCGUGCUUUUAGCCCUCCAGAGCCAAAGAAACCCCAGACAACAGACGCCCAUACGCAGCGUAUAGCAGUAACUCCCCGGCUCGGUUUCUGUGCCGUAGUUUACAGUAUUUAAUUUUGUAUGAUAUAUAUAUAUUAUUAUUUAUUAUAGCAUUUUUGAUACCUCAUAUUCUGUUUACACCCCUUGAAAGCCCCUCAGUAAUUUCUCUUGUUAGUUAAGAAACCACUACUCCAACAAGAGAAUGGCAUCUACCAUGGCCACGCUGAUCGCCAGUACCCUGGCCGCUACUGCAGCUUCCAGUCCCUUAGUGGACGACCUCUGGAUGCUCAUCCUGGGCUUCAUCAUUGCGUUCGUCCUGGCCUUCUCUGUGGGGGCCAAUGAUGUAGCAAAUUCGUUCGGUACAGCGGUGGGCUCCGGUGUGGUCACCCUCAAGCAAGCCUGCAUCCUAGCUAGCAUCUUCGAAACCGUGGGCUCAGUCUUGCUGGGGGCCAAGGUGAGCGAAACCAUCCGCAAGGGCUUGAUCGAUGUGGAGAUGUACCGGAACUCGACCCAGGAGCUGAUGGCCGGCUCGGUCAGUGCUAUGUUUGGUUCUGCUGUGUGGCAACUAGUGGCUUCGUUUUUGAAGCUCCCCAUAUCCGGGACCCAUUGUAUUGUCGGUGCAACCAUUGGUUUCUCCCUGGUGGCAAGGGGGCAGGACGGUGUCAAGUGGUCUGAACUGAUAAAAAUUGUGAUGUCUUGGUUCAUCUCUCCGCUGCUUUCUGGUAUUAUGUCUGGAAUUUUAUUCUUCCUUGUUCGUGCAUUCAUCCUGCGGAAGGCAGAUCCCAUUCCUAAUGGUUUGCGAGCUUUGCCAGUGUUCUAUGCCUGUACAAUUGGAAUAAACCUCUUUUCCAUCAUGUACACUGGAGCACCAUUGCUGGGCUUUGACAAACUUCCUCUGUGGGGUACCAUCCUCAUCUCGGUGGGAUGCGCAGUUUUCUGUGCCCUUAUCGUCUGGUUCUUUGUAUGUCCCAGGAUGAAGAGAAAAAUUGAACGAGACAUUAAGUCUAGUCCUUCUGAAAGUCCCUUAAUGGAAAAAAAGUGUAGCUUGAAAGAAGACCAUGAAGAAACAAAGUUGUCUCUUGGUGAUGCUGAGAACAGGAGCCCUGCUUCUGAGGUCGGGUCUGCCGUUGUGCCCUUGCGGGCUGUGGUGGAGGAGAGAACAGUCUCGUUCAAGCUCGGAGACCUGGAGGAGGCUCCAGAGCGGGAAAGGCUGCCCAGCGUGGACCUGAAGGAGGAGACCAGCAUAGACAGCGCCAUGAAUGGUGCAGUGCAGUUGCCUAAUGGGAACCUUGUUCAGUUCAGUCAAGCCGUCAGCAACCAGAUCAAUUCCAGUGGCCACUAUCAGUAUCACACCGUGCACAAGGAUUCUGGCUUGUAUAAAGAGCUGCUCCACAAAUUACAUCUGGCCAAGGUGGGAGACUGCAUGGGAGACUCUGGUGACAAGCCCUUGCGACGCAAUAAUAGCUAUACUUCCUAUACCAUGGCAAUCUGUGGCAUGCCCUUGGAUUCAUUCCGUGCCAAAGAAGGUGAGCAGAAAGGUGAAGAAAUGGAGAAACUGACAUGGCCCAACACAGACACCAAGAAGCGAAUUCGGAUGGACAGUUACACCAGUUACUGCAACGCCGUGUCUGAACUUCACUCUGCGUCUGAGAUGGACAUGAGCAUCAAGGCAGAGAUGGGUCUGGGGGACAGAAAAGGAAGUAGUGGCUCUCUAGAAGAAUGGUGUGACCAGGAUAAGCCGGAAAUCUCUCUCCUCUUCCAGUUCCUGCAGAUCCUUACUGCCUGCUUUGGCUCCUUUGCUCACGGUGGCAAUGACGUCAGCAAUGCCAUUGGCCCUCUGGUUGCUCUGUAUCUGGUUUACAUCACAGGAGAUGUUUCUUCCAAAAUGGCUAUACCAAUAUGGCUUCUGCUCUAUGGUGGUAUUGGUAUCUGUAUUGGUCUGUGGGUUUGGGGAAGGAGAGUUAUCCAGACCAUGGGGAAGGAUCUGACUCCAAUCACUCCUUCUAGUGGCUUUAGUAUUGAGCUGGCGUCUGCCCUCACUGUGGUGAUUGCAUCAAAUAUCGGCCUCCCUAUCAGUACGACACACUGUAAAGUGGGCUCUGUUGUGUCUGUCGGCUGGCUUCGAUCCAAGAAGGCUGUUGACUGGCGACUGUUUCGCAACAUUUUUAUGGCCUGGUUUGUCACAGUCCCCAUCUCUGGUGUUAUCAGUGCUGCAGUCAUGGCGAUCUUCAAAUAUGUCAUCCUCAGAGUGUGAAGCUGUUGGAGAUUCUGAUUUGUGUGGAUGUUUGGGACCACCGUAUACAUUCCUGCUCCCUUGAAGGAAGAUUACAGUGUCACCCAAGACUGACAAGAGUCUUUUUAAAGUCGGGGAGCUGUGGGAGGGAAGUGUUACUUAUGCUAUAAUUGCUUUUGUGCUAAAUAUGAUUUAUCUCAAAAUUAGCUAUGUAAAAUAGCCAGGUUUCCACUGGUUCCUACUGAGGUCCCUUUUCCUUCUGGGCUGUGAAUUCCUGUACAUAUUUCUCUACUUUUUGUAUCAGGCUUCAAUUCCAUUAUGUUUUAAUGUUGUCUCUGAAGAUAACUUGUGAUUAUUAUUAUUUUUUUAAACGACCAUGCAGAGCCAUUUGACAGAGUACUCUGCUUUGUUGGAUUCACCAGCUUCUGCCCUAACAUGCACAGGGAUUUAACAGCAACAAAAUGUAACUGAAGCUUCCCUUGUAGUCUCUUAUAGAACCAGUCCUUGGCACUCUGCCCUCCUGUCCGUAGCGGCAGGUUCUGUUGGCGUAUGUGGGGACUGCUUAGAGGGGUAAGGUUCUUGGGACACAAUGAAAAUUUUAGUUGUAACUUCUUUGCAAGCAAUUCCUUGAGUAUUAUUGCUAAGAAGUAGGAAGAACAAGCCUUGUGGCAAUCUUGGUUAUUUCUUUAAGAUUUCUGGCAGUGUGAGAUGGAUGAAUGAAGUGGAAUAUGAACUUUGGGCAAGUUAAAUGGGACAGCCUUCCAUGUUCAUCUGUCUACCUCUUAACUGAAUAAAAAAAGCCUACAAUUUUUAGAAAA